AUGGUGACCCAGGGAUGCAGUUGCCAUGCCGGGCGCUGCCCUUCCGUGCUGCCCGGGCGCCCGCCCAGCGGCUUCCUGCUGCUGCAGCGGGAGCGGACGCUGCCGGACGGGCGGGAGCUGCGCAGCCCCCGGCCCGGCCGCCUCCAGCAGCGCCCCGCGGAGCGGCCGCUGCUCGCCCGGCGCCCGCCCUGCAGCUUCCACCUGCUGCACCGCGACCGGCCGGUGCCGGCCCGGCGGGAGGGGCCGAGCCGCUUCCAGGAGCUGUACGGGGAGCGGCCGCCGCCCGCCCAGCGGGAGGUGCUGGGGAUCCCGCCCUGCGAACUGCUCGGGCUCCACGGGGAGCCGCUGCUGCCGCUCGGGCGGGAGGGACCCCCCAGCCGCUUGCAGGAGCUGUACGGGGGGCAGCUGCCUCCUCUCGACCGGGAGGUGCUCCGGCUCCAGCCCUGCAGCUUCCAGCAGCUGCACAGGGAGCAGCAGCCCCAGCCCCCGGCUUUUGACCCACGAGCCACCCCAGGCACUUCAGCAUCCAGUGCUCCACCUGGCACUGCUGGUGCAGCAUUAACAGCCUCCAGCUCAGCCCGAAACACACCUGAGGAAGAGCAGUCACCAGCAGUGGAUCUUGCCUUUGCUGUGGAGCAAAUGAUCCGGGAGAUCAGGAGAUCCCUAUCUGAAAGGUCUCCCUCUGCUCAGGGCAAUAUUAAUGCUGUGCCUGAGUCUUCAGGAGGCGAGCCUGUGGACAGAGCUGCAGCAGAGGAAGCCUCAUCUGGCACCGAGAGCUGCAGGAACAGUUCCCCAGAGCCCGAGGAGCCUGGUAAGGACAGAGUCCCCCUUGGUUUAGAGAGGUGUAAGGUGGCUGCUCCGAGCCUGCCUCUGGCAGCAAGGGAGAUAAGCAGAGUUGAGCUCCUGUCUGCAGGGCUGGUGCUUCCUGGUGCCUUUAGCUCAAAUCCUGCACUGGCACAACCUCCCCGAGCCCUGCCCUCCACGCUUCUCCAGAGGCUCUGACACUGAGUCCUCUGCUGUGGCAAGGGAGCAGGGAAUAAAGCUGACCUUGUGGGAGUUGUGUCACCAAGCUGAGUGUCCCAGUUUGGUUCAUAACUCAGCUC
This is a messenger RNA of Passer montanus (Eurasian tree sparrow), 1103 nucleotides long. RefSeq names its product serine/arginine repetitive matrix protein 1-like. The transcript is spliced from 4 exons. The record is from RefSeq and is a predicted model, not a curated record. The coding region runs from base 1 to 1002 and encodes 333 amino acids. Lineage: Eukaryota; Metazoa; Chordata; Aves; Passeriformes; Passeridae.